AGGGCGCCCUACUGAGAUUUGUUUUUAGCUUAGCUGGGACACACGAGUGAAAUUGUAACCGAGGAACAAAAUUAUAAUUUUAAGUAUAUAUUGCUUUUCUCUAAACAUUCUCGCAAACGUCUUGCGCAUCCCCAUCUUUCUGGAGUUAACUUGCUGCCAUGCCGGUGCACCGUGACCGGGAGAAGAAAGAGAUCACAGCAGAGGAGAUGGAGGUGGAGGAGCAGGAGCAAGAGGCGUCCAGCUCAGAGGAGGAGGAUUCUGACACUUCGUCCGUUUCCGAGGAUGGAGACAGCUCUGAAAUGGAUGAGGAGGACUGUGAGCGGAGAAGGAUGGAGUGUCUGGAUGAAAUGACCAACCUGGAGAAACAGUUCACAGAUCUCAAAGACCAGCUGUAUCGUGAGCGUCUCAGUCAGGUGAACAGCAAGCUGUCGGAGGUGGAGGCUGGCCGGGCAGCAGAAUAUCUGGAGCCUCUGGCUGUACUGUUGGAGAACAUGCAGGUCCGCACCAAGGUGGCAGGUAUCUACAGAGAGUUGUGUCUGGAGUCCUUGAAGAACAAGUAUGAGUGCGAGAUCCAGGCUGCAUGCCAGCACUGGGAGAGUGAGAAGCUGCUGCUGUUUGACACAGUACAGAGUGAACUGGAGGAGAAAAUUCGAAGACUGGAGGAAGACAGACACAGCAUAGAUAUUACAUCAGAGUUGUGGAAUGAUGAGUUAUCAGGAAGGAAGAAGAGGAGAGAUGCUUUAAGUCCAGAUAAGAAGAGGAGACGGCCUUCAGUGGUGUCUGGCCCAUAUAUUGUUUACAUGCUCCCUGACUUGGACAUCCUGGAAGACUGGACCGCUAUCCGAAAGGCCGUGGCUACGCUGGGUCCCCACAGAGGGAAGUCCGACUCUGACAGCCCUGUGUUCCCAUUCAGACAAGACAGAAGCAGGCCCAUUCUCAACUGCUGAGGAACACACACAUACCCAUACACACACAUACAAUAGACUAUAUAUAUAUAUAUAUAUAUAUAUAUAUAUAGUUCAGUUCACUUUUGCAAGCAUGAAAAUGACACACAGCUGGACAUUUCUCGGAAUCUUCCCACAAUCCACUACACUCCUCUGCUAACAGUGACACCAGUCGGUAAGCUGCCUCUCGUGCCAACAGACACACAAUAAGGACUCGCAGGUUUAAAUCCCUUUUAAAGGACAACAGGAAUAGAAGCGUUACAUUUGCUGACGAUAGUACCCAGUACUUUUGUUCAGAAUUGGGCUGUCGAUUUCACUUGUUUCUGUUUACUCAGUGGAGAGGUAAGAGAUUUACCUAUUAAAAGUUUCAGUUGAAAAAAAAAAAAUAAAAAAAAAAUAACUUCUGCCAUAACUCAUUUUUGCUCAAACUAUCUAUAUCCUGACAGUAUGACAUGAGACAGUUAGUUAGUUAAUUUGUGGAAAAAAAUCAUGUUCCUCUGCCUCCUCCUGGUGCUCCUAACGGCAUUAGGAAAACAACCAAUCAGAGCCGAGGAGUCUCUACCGCGGUGUCAAUGGCUCGUGAGCUGGUGUCUGUUAGAUGUAAAACGACAAAGUUCCAGCUAAACAGUACACUAAAAUAUGUUUCUGGAAACAUUUAAGUCGUAAUAGGCUAUGCAGUAGCAGAACCUUGAUUCAUAUUCUAUCAGCGCUGCCUAGCUUUACAGUGGGGCCGCAGUUUCCUAGCAGUCAGUCUUGCAGAUGCCUUUAGGAGCACUAGGGGGAGGCAGAGGAACAGAUUAUCUGUCUCAACUACUACUGUCAGGAUAUAGUGACAGUUUCAGCAAAUAUGACAACAAGUUAUUUUUUAUAAAAGUUACCAACUGCAGCUUUAGUGGACAAUAAUAACAUGUUGUUCACUUUUUAAAGAAAAAAUCAAGCAUUGAACUUUUUAUUUGGGGAUACUGGAGCUUUUAGAAUUUUUUUUUUUAUUUUUAUUUUUUUAUUGAGUAUUCAAACCAGUAAGUUACAACCCUGUCAGGUUUUGUUUUCCAGACUCCACAUUAUUCUUUGUAAUUGUAAGCACUGAGAUUAUUGACGAAGCUUCCAAUGACAUAUGGGGAAACGCUGGUUUAUAUAUGAACCCGUUUGAUUGUGCCAUGACCUAUUUAAAAUUGUUGUACUUCUAUGUGAGACUAAUUAUUACUUUUUCUGAUGGUGUUUUGAAUACAGUGGUUAGGUGGUAAUCAUAUGACAUUGUGUACAGUUUUGCACUCCACAGUGCCUACCUUUUUGAAGUUCAUUUCUUGUCACAUCCUUUUGGUUUUGUGAUGCAUCUUGCAUUUUUAAGAGUUACAGUUUGGUUGCUGUAAUUUUGGUUGAGACAAACUUAGUGCUAGCAGUAAUUAAAAUGCUAGAUAAGGCAAAAGAUAUUUCAAGAUUGUGUGUGCAUACGUGACCAAGACAAAACUUAGUCAGUACCUUCAGAAAGGAAUAAUAGUUCCACUUUCCUUAACCAUAUAAAUAUAAUCCAAAUUAUAUAAUAUAAUCCAAAUUACAUUUAUACUGGACUAUUUUAGGCUUCAGCUAACCCUUUUCAAACUGCCAGUGUACUUCCUCAUACCACCAGCUGUGUUGGUGGUGAAAAGAGCAUAGAAAAAAAAUAAAGGGAUAUUUCAGUAGAUCAUAUACAGUUUUCAUGGGAUACCUGGGCAUUUUGAAUCUUUUUUUCCUUAAACUCCUUUAGGAAAACCUAUAUUUUUGUUAAAAUAGCUGGUUAUUUCCAUGUGGAUCGUCAACUAAAGUCAAUUAAUUCCCCUCUUUAAUUACCACUGCAAUUGCAAACCAGUAUCAGUAAUGCAAUGAGUUAUUGUAACAUUAUUAACAAUUAUUUUAUAAUAACUGAGGGGCAGAGGGACUACAGACAACAUAGGAAAAGAUGAAAUACCAAGGUAUCCCUUUAAAGUUGUUAUUCAACAGAUAUUACUGUUACAUUCUCUUCUUACACAUCUACCUCUUCUCUCUCGCUCUUCUCUCAUUCUUUAAAGCAAUAUCCACAUUUGAGUUAUUGCUCAUGAACAUGAAAAUGCUUUUAUUUUUUUUUAAUCUUUAAAAGCCUACUGUGAUGAUGACUAAAGACAGGGAAGGAACCAAACCAUGGCCUUCCAAUCAUACCCCACCACUGAAUCUUCAUAUAUACAACUCCACUGGUUAUAAAGGAGGAUGAACAAACUGCCGUUCCAUAAUAUAGUUUUUAUAAAGAGUUAUUUUGAAGAUAAAAGUGGUGGGGAUGUUAAAUAUUCAAAUCAAUAAUUUGACAGUUUAUGUAAAUACUGUGUCAGGUCCAUUUGUGUCUUUCUUGUUGGUGCUGUGGGUGGGUUUUACAAUUAAAAGUUGUUUUUAUAAGUA
This is a messenger RNA of Perca fluviatilis (European perch), 3350 nucleotides long. RefSeq names its product BRMS1 like transcriptional repressor a (gene brms1la). Gene Ontology annotation, cellular component: Sin3-type complex. The record is from RefSeq and is a predicted model, not a curated record. Gene Ontology annotation, biological process: negative regulation of transcription by RNA polymerase II. NCBI's taxonomy places the organism in Eukaryota, Metazoa, Chordata, Actinopteri, Perciformes, Percidae. Bases 159 to 947 code for a protein of 262 amino acids. The transcript is spliced from 9 exons. Gene Ontology annotation, molecular function: histone deacetylase binding.